AUGUGCAAGUGGGAUUUGUUGACAUUCAGAGAUGAGGCCCUCUCUCAACGGGGAUGGACAUUUCAGGAACGUUUGUUUUCCCGCCGGAACCUGCUUUUCGCGAGGGAUAGAGUGUAUUUCGGGUGUGGAACAAGUUUUAUCUCAGAGGAUGGCAUCGAGCUGAUCGACGUAUUGAAAGCGGAUCAUACAAACCAGCCCCCCCACAGAUUGAUCACCGACCAGAGCAUAUAUGAUGGUCCCGCACCGCCCGAGAAUGAGCGCGCCCACUGGAAUGAGCUAGUGGCACUCUAUACGCAAGAGUACGGCAAGGUGCUGGGGGGCACUUAUGUAGCUGGGCUUUGGGAUGGCUCUCUGGUGCAGGGAUUAAGCUGGCAAUCUUCUGAAGAAUGCACGGCCGUAAGUGAGUACCGUGCGCCAUCCUGGUCAUGGGCUUCUGUUGAUGGCCCUUUGUGUAAGUCCUCUGUGACCACCGAGCCCAUAGCGUCCGUAAUGGGUUUACACAUUGAGGUAGACGGCAAAAACCCCUAUGGACGAGUGAAAAGUGGUUGGAUCAAGAUCGAGGUGCCCCUUGUUCCUCUCGUCCUGUCGGGCGACAACAGCCUGUUGAUGUUUGGCUGCAUAGGCCUUAAGACAUCAGAUGAAGAGGAGAAUUGCCUUACUGGGAGAGUUGACACCAUCAACAGCCAGUUCGACGAUCCGGCCGAGACGAUCAGGGCUAUGAAACUUUUUGGCUUGGUUAUUACCGAUUUCAGCCUAACACCCGAAGAACCUUUCUAUUUCUCGCUCCUUGUAACCCCUACUGGCGAUGACCUUGGAGUAUUGAAGAGGGUUGGCUGGACUCUCGGACGAGAAUCAGAUUAUGGGCCUCUCGAUCUUCGUGCGCUCAGGCCUAUAGUAACGUUAGUUUAA
Aspergillus oryzae RIB40 is the source of this 909-nucleotide messenger RNA. RefSeq lists its product as uncharacterized. The transcript has 2 exons. The record is from RefSeq and is a predicted model, not a curated record. Bases 1 to 909 code for a protein of 302 amino acids. Lineage: Eukaryota; Fungi; Ascomycota; Eurotiomycetes; Eurotiales; Aspergillaceae.